This is a messenger RNA of Staurois parvus, 546 nucleotides long. The record is from the annotation of a GenBank genome assembly. Lineage: Eukaryota; Metazoa; Chordata; Amphibia; Anura; Ranidae.
UCAGCUCUUCUCUGCAGCAGAACCUUACCUGUUCCUCGGUCCUGCGCUGCGCAGUCUUCCCGUGCCUGCUUCUUUAGUGUCAGCAGUCUCUUAGUCAUCCCCUGUACUGUCUGCGGUCUCUGGUCAUCCCCUGUACUGUCUGUGGUCUCUGGUCAUCCCCUGUACUGUCUGCAGUCUCUGGUCAUCUCCUGUACUGUCUGCAGUCUCUGGUCAUCCCCUGUACUGUCUGCAGUCUCUGGUCAUCUCCUGUACUGUCUGCAGUCUCUGGUCAUCUCCUGUACUGUCUGCAGUCUCUGGUCAUUCACUGCACUGUCCGCAGUCUCUGGUCAUCCCCUGCACUGUACGCAGUCUCUGGUCAUUUCCAGCACCAUGUCCGCAGUCUCUGGUCAUCCCCUGCACGGUCUGCAGUCUCUUGGUCAUCCCCUGUACUGUCUGCAGUCUCUGAUCAUCCCCUGUACUGUCCGCAGUCUCUGGUCAUCUCCUGUACUAUGUCUGCAGUCUCUGGUCAUCUCUUGUACUGUGUCCACAGUCUCUGGUCAUCUCCUG